CCAACCAAACAUUCCCCAGCAUCAAGCAUCAAGCAUCAAGCCAAACACCUCACCACCACGCCCACCCACCCACCUCCCCUCUCCCCCACCAUCACCAUCGCCACCGUGACUAUGUCAGGCCAACAAAUCGACCUAACAACGCUCCCUCUCGACACGUUAGCGCAGGUCAAAAAGCAGCUGGACGACGAGCUCGAGCACCUAACCACGUCGUUCACGAAGCUACGGCAGGCGCAGACGCGGUUCAAGGAGUGCAUCAUCAGCGUCAAAACGGGUGUGAACGACAGCUGUGCUGGCAAAACGCUCCUCAUCCCGCUCACCACGUCCCUAUACGUUCCGGGGGAGCUCUCGUCGACCUCGCACGUGAUGGUGGACGUAGGCACGGGCUACUACGUCGAGAAGACGACGACGGACGCCGUAAAGUUCUACGCCGCCAAGGUCGACGUGCUGUCCAAGAGCCUGAUCGAGCUCGAGAAGGUGGUCGCCCAGAAGGGCCAGAAUGUCAGGGUCGUCGAGGAGGUUAUAAGAAGGCGGGUUAUGGAGCAGCAACAGCAGCAGGGCCAGGGAGGGGAGGAGAAGGCGUAAGAUGUCGCGAGGUCAAGGGAGGGGUUUGCUCGUGAGGGUCAUCAUGUGCUGGAGGUGAAUGGACCUGAACUGAAUGGAACUGAACUGAACGGCUUUAAGGAGUGAAAGAGUAAUAAAAAAA
Tricharina praecox is the source of this 703-nucleotide messenger RNA. RefSeq names its product Prefoldin subunit-domain-containing protein. The coding region runs from base 112 to 582 and encodes 156 amino acids. Gene Ontology annotation, cellular component: cytoplasm; prefoldin complex. The record is from RefSeq and is a predicted model, not a curated record. Gene Ontology annotation, biological process: protein folding; regulation of DNA-templated transcription. NCBI's taxonomy places the organism in Eukaryota, Fungi, Ascomycota, Pezizomycetes, Pezizales, Pyronemataceae. The transcript has 3 exons.